CUCGGCACAAAUAUUUUUUUCUUCAUAAUGUAUUGUGUGGAUAAUCGAUACCAGCGAUCACUCACUUACUUUGUGGUGCUUACAGUUUUAGAAGAACUGGUAUUGGCGUUCAAAUACCUUAAUCUUCUUUAUAUUAUGAUUUUCUAUCUACAUGCCCGCACAGAAAGAGAAUGAAGUCAUACUUUUCAUAGGGUGUGUUCUGGCAGUCAAAGGUAUCCGUAAGAAAUCCAACAUAGCGUUCAUCGACGAUUUGCUCAUGUUCGGUCGAGUUGCCAAUGUUGUUCUACUGGUCAUGCUCUCCACGGCACUGGCAGUCGCGUACACGCUAUUCCUCCUGGGGCUCUUCGUGGUGGUACCAUUCCCACCGUAUGUUGGCAAUUCCAAUUACAAAUAUUUGUCGAUGCCGGCAUUGAAAGCAGCGUUACAAGAGACCCAGAAAGAUACAGAAAGCAAGACAUCAGUGGAGACUGUGUGGGUGGUACUUUUCUUCGCCACUUGGUCAUCAUUGUGUGUAGAAGCUGCCGAGGGAUUUUCUGACCUGUCGUAUUACUACAGUGGGGCUACCAAGCAAGCUGAUGUCAAGUUCGGCAAGGUCGACGUGGGCCGACAGCCGGUUGCUGCGAAGAAAUUCAAUAUUGAUACGUCAGCAUCGUCUAAAAACCUGCCAACCAUUGUCGUAUUCCGAGAGGGCAAAGAAGCUUUCCGCAUUCCCGAGCCAGGUAAUCCACCAUACACGUGCGAUCAUCCUGACGAACUCGCGGUUACGUUGGGACUUAAUGACAUAAGGGGUGCUAGUAGUGGGGGUAAGACAGACGCACAGAAGAAAGAGGAGUGAACGCAUUGUUCAGCUAUACACAGAUGAUGGCGGCUAGUUGCGCGAGAUGCAUUGUCAAACCAGUCAUCACAAUGUGCUUUCAUUAGCGGAGCGUAGUAAUGCACACCAGAAACAUAAGUUGCAAAUUUAAAACUUGCAAGAGCCAAAUGUACGGAUGUUCUUCGGCAUGAAACGUACUGUUUCCUCCUCCGCAAAAGUAUACAUUCGCAAUAGGAGUAUCGAUUAACAAGCGAGUACAGCGUACCAAGCUGACAAUCGCCCGAGGCUUCGCAAAACUUGUGUUGAAUACUGGCCGAAGGCUACAAGCGAAUUGUAGUGAGCAUUUAGAAUGGGUCACAUAUAGAUGAACAGAUCGGACUGCGGUACGGGACAUGGUCGGGAUUCAGCUAAAGUAAUUUCUUUGAUGAAGUGUGUGGGACAUGAAAUUUAGAAAGAGAAGAUAGGAUGGUUCCCCCAAAAAGCACGAUGGUCGGGAUCGAAACAGUUAGAUCCAGUGAAAGUAUGCCGAUUUAUAGGAGAUUCAGCUCAUACUCAUUUAUAAGUACCCGACGUUUUUCCAAAGUGGAUGAUCGCAUACACCCCGGACAACAGUAGUGGGCGAUAGUCGUGUGUGUUAAUUAUGACAAAGGACCUUUAGUACAAGAAGCAUCAUGUCUUAGAGCAUCAUGACUGAAACAGAGACGCACUGCUGCGGAAAGAGAGCAAUGAAACCGACUCGGGGCUACACAAAUAAAAAU
Molecule: messenger RNA, 1572 nt
Organism: Sphaeroforma arctica JP610
Lineage: Eukaryota; Ichthyosporea; Ichthyophonida
Exons: 5
Coding region: 152-835 (227 amino acids)
Source: RefSeq, a predicted model, not a curated record